Messenger RNA from Physella acuta, 10362 nucleotides. Its product is annotated as serine/threonine-protein kinase WNK1. NCBI's taxonomy places the organism in Eukaryota, Metazoa, Mollusca, Gastropoda, Physidae. Gene Ontology annotation, molecular function: protein serine/threonine kinase activity; ATP binding. Gene Ontology annotation, biological process: protein phosphorylation. The record is from RefSeq and is a predicted model, not a curated record.
AAAAUGUCUAUUUUAACUGGAAAAAAAUAAUUGCCUAGUGGUUUAUAGCUUUUCUAACCAAUAAGGAACUACUUUCAAACUGCCUUGUUGGAAGGCGCCGCCAUAGUUAACUGUGGCUGGUUGUCGAAAUGACAGUGAAAAUGUGAUCUGCGACAAUAUUCUAUAAGAAUUUUCUAAGGAUAAAAACCAGUUUACAUACUUUAAUUUGGAUUAUAUUUUUUAUUCAUAAGGUCGUUUCCUUUAACAUCUACUUAAAAUGGAGUCGCUAAAGGAAACAAAGCCUGGUGGUCUUAUUAUUUUUUUAAGUACCGCUAAUAAAUUCUCAAUACUGAGAAUACUGAGAUUGUACAAUCAUGGGAUUUAGUGCUGUACUGUAUUUCUACAUCAAGCCUACUAUUUAUACUUUCAGUGUCAAUCGUAUUGACUCUUUGUGACUAGCUGUCUGUUUAAAACACUGUAAUAAUACUUCAUGUGGAUAUUUAUAGAUCUACGUAAUGAAUCACUGUUGUGUAAAUAUAAAUAAUGGAUCAAACUUUAUUAAAUUACAUUUUGAAUUUGACGUUUUGCUGCACAGUUUGAGAAUUAAUAGAUUGAUUACCAUUACGAUUUUUCUUAGUUUACAAUGAAUAAACCGCUUGUCAAAAAGGCUGUGAAUGGCGAUGUACCAGAUGAGCGAAAGAAAUCUCCUUCACGUUCAAAACGUCAGCCUCCCAACCACCAAGGCCAUCAUCUUCAAGAUGUGGACCUGGGUGUUAAAGGAAAGAAAGCUGAUAAAUCCAAGCAAUCAGAAGUAAUUGGUGAUAAAAGUAAAAAGCAGCUUGUUAAUGAACAAUUAAAUGAAGUGAAUGAAUCCCCUAGUUCUUUAUUCCGAAUUUCAAGAAAUACUGCCUCAAGGAGGUGUAUAUCAGACAGCAUUUCUGUGAGUGCAGAUAAUUCAGAACUGGAACUUAACUCUAGUAAAAAGCCUGCUGGUAAAGCCUUUAAACUGACCCCUAUAGUUAAUACUUCUAUUCCAUCCAAGCCGAGUCUUACUUCCAUUACAGCCAGCAGUAUUGAAGAUAUUAGCCAAAAUCUUAGUUUAGAAAUAAAACUAGGAACUGGAAAUAGAUCAAGUUCAAAUUUGGAUAGUAAUUCCUCUGGAAAGUCUGGAAAAAAAAUUCAAAAUUCCAGAUCUCCACGAAGAAAAGUUGAAUCAUCUAAAAGAAUUAUGCAAGGGAUUAAAAACGAUAUAAAAGCUGAAACUAGUAAAGAAGCAUCAAGUACAAAUGUUAAUAAUGAGGCUUUAUCCAGAAUAGCAAUGUCUCAGCCUUUAGAUGUUCAUUGUGGUGUAGAGAGUGCUACUUCUGAUAUAAAGUUAGAGUGCAAUUCAGUUGUGAAUAAGUCUGAUCCUACUACUGUGAUACAAGAAACUAGUGAAAAUUGUAAUAAGGGGGAAAAUGCAAUAGCUGCGAAACCAGAAACAAAUGGUGGUCAUGAAGUUGAAGAAGAUGGAUUUGACUCAGUGAAGGAAAGGCCUAAACGAACACCUUCUAUAACUUCUGCUUUAGGAAGUAAAGCAGAUGCUGAGCUUGAUCAUGAAACAAAAGCAAAAAAGAAAGAUGAAGAUGUGAAGCAGCCUAGAAUGUCACCUGAUCAUCGCUUUAUGAAGCUUGAUGAAGAAGUGGGAAGAGGUUCUUUUAAAACUGUCCAUAAAGGUCUAGAAAUUGAUACUGGUGUUCAUGUUGCUUGGUGUGAACUGCAGGAUAAACGGUGGAGUAAAAGUGAUAGAAAACGAUUUAAAGAAGAGGCUGAAAUGUUAAAAGAACUACAACAUCCUAAUAUCUUGAGGUUUUUUGAUUACUGGGAAGAGGAAGGAACUCACAGACAGAAAAUUAUUGUUUUAAUUACAGAACUGAUGACAUCAGGAACCCUAAAAACGUACUUGGGACGGUUUAAAAAGCUUAAUUUAAAAGUCUUAAAAAACUGGUGUAGACAGAUCCUUAAAGGUUUGCAGUACCUCCACACUAGAACUCCUCCAAUUAUACACAGAGAUUUAAAAUGUGACAACAUAUUCAUCACUGGUACAACUGGAUCAGUAAAAAUUGGUGACAUGGGUCUUGCUACACUGAAGAGCAAUUCUUUUGCAAAAAGUGUGAUAGGUACUCCAGAGUUUAUGGCUCCUGAAAUGUAUGAAGAGCAUUAUGAUGAAGCUGUUGAUGUUUAUGCAUUUGGAAUGUGUAUGCUGGAGAUGGCAUCAUCAGAGUAUCCGUAUAAAGAAUGCCACAACCCUGGUCAGAUCUAUCGAAAAGUCACUACUGGCGUUCAUCCAGAAGCUUUAGAUAAAGUAAGCAAUACUGAGAUUCGUGAAAUUAUAGAAGGCUGUAUUCAAACUAAGAAGGAAGACAGAUUAACUGUUAAGGACCUUCUUGCUCAUGAUUUCUUCUUGGAAGACACAGGUCUGUUAGUAGAGUUAGUCAGGAAUGAAGAUGAAGAAGAAGAUAAUCAGGUUAUUUCCUUGCGCCUUAGGGUUGUUGAUCCAAAAAAGAGAAGAGACACUCAUAAAGAAAAUGAAGCAAUUCAAUUUGAUUUUGAUCUUGGCCAAGACCAAGCAGAAAACAUUGCCUCAGAAUUGGUUAAUUCAGGAUUUUUGAUAGAGGAUGAUAAACGGAUUGUUGCAAAACAAAUCAAAGACAGAAUUGCUCAAGUUCGUAAGAAUCGUGAAAAGACACUUUCUGACAUACAGCAACAAAAAAUAACUGAGACAGCGACAAAUUUGCAAACCUCUCACGUUUCUCAAGGAACUGUGCAGCCAUCUUCCUUGCAAACAACUGCAAAUCUACAUCAGCAACAGGUACUAUCCAAUCUGCAACCAAUAUCCACUGAAGUUACUGGUCAAGUUUUUGUGCCGCAAACUCCUCAGUCUGGUCUUCUCAUACCACAUUCACAAAAUUUGUUACCAAAUCCUCAAGGACAAAUAGUUACUGCUCAGAGUAUAGUAUCCCCUAUGUUACCUUCUCAGCCCAUUGUGGCACCUGUUCAGAAUCAAAAUUUAGGCCAUACUCACCAGGUUCAAAUGUUGCCAUCACAAGAUACCCAAGGAUUAGCUUUAAAUGUGGGUAAUAUUGUCAGUCAGCAAGUUGGUAACCAGAGGCCUGGAUUAGUUCCCCCUCAGAAACCGGCUGGACAGCUUGUCAGUGUAAAUAGCAUGAAUGCACAAGGGGUCAUCUCUAAUUCAACUCAAAAUGUUGUCAUGCAAGGCCAUACAACAGUCUGUUCUGCUCCAUCUUUGGCCCAGCAAAUAGCUAAUCCAUCAUUAGCUAAAGAUGUAAUCAUUUCACAAGGUUCUAACAUUAAUACUGUUAUUUCUGCUCCUGUCCAGAUUCAGGCUCAAGGAUUAAUAUCUCAGCCUGUAGCCAGUACUCAAGUCCCUAUUCAGGUCAAUGGUAAUACAUCAGUCACUGGCCAUGCAGUUCCACAAGGGACAUCAUCAUGUAAUACACAUCAGCAAGUAGGAGGCGGUGAGGAGCAUGUUUUGAGUGAUAAGACAGCAGAUACUGGCUCUUGUUUGAGUGAUAUCAACAUAACUCACAGUGGAUCUCAGUUGUCAACAACAUCAUCAACCAGCAAUGCUGCACAAGCUGGUGAACCUCAAUCGUCCAAUCAGCCAAGAGUUAAAUACAGGUUACGUGAAAAGGCUGCUAACCUAAGUCAUCUGGAUUUGAAUGCUGCACAACAGUACCAACAACAAACUUCUCAUCAGCAGGGAAACCUGAUUUCAAGCACAUCCAGUAUUCAGCCAACUGCAACUCAGAGUGCCAGUGGUUUAACAACAAGCUUGUCAGCAUGCUACCUAAAUGAUGAAUCUUCACAUUCAAAUAGAGAUAGUGAAACAGAACUGGGUCAAGAAAAGACUAAGAAGAAGACUCGACGCCGUAAAAAGACCUUGGACAAACAUCCGCCUAAAGUCACUAUCAUCUCAUUUGACGAAGUUUCAGACGAGGUGGAAGUUCUGCUGGAGGUGGCAAACAACAAUCUGACGUGCAAGUUUCCUCGCAGUUCUAUUCCCCGUCCCGAGGAAGUUGAGGAAGACUUGUUACCUGAUGUCAGUAAAGCACAAAUAGAUGGGGUUACUGAUUUACUGCACCAAGUCAUUCAGAUUGUCACUCAAGAGGGAACAAAAUCAGUUGGUCAAGUGCUCACACUUUCUCCUUCUUCAAGUCCUACUGCAGUUCGUAAAUACAAAAUCAAUAUUGAAAGCAAAAAGUCAAUUACUGAUGGUUCCCAGGAUGUUCGAGCAGUUACUACUAAAGGUUUAAUAAUUACUCAUCAUUUACCUACAAAAGUGGCUGAGGAUGAACAAGAUGAACCAACUACAUCGCCUGAAAAUAAUCCUGAUUAUCAAAAUACUCAAAUGGGAAGUAUUGCUCAAGAUUUGGAACAAAAAUCUUGGAAGUCAACUACUACUAAAGAAAGUAUUCCAAUAAAUAUUGAUGAACUUUCAGAGAAGUUAAAAUGUAUUUAUCCACAAAAGUCUGCUCCAGGUGCCACAACUUCAGUAAGUGGUGCCCCUGCAGAUGCGCAGGUACCCCAGACUGCCGUACAAGCAUCUCAACAUCCUCAGAGCCUUGUCCAGUCGUAUCAGAUGAAUAAUACUGUUCCUUCGUCUCAAACAAAUGUACAGUUGGGUACUCCUCAAGUGCAACAGUUGGCACAAGAUGCUUCUAAACCUCCUGUACAAAGUGAGCUUCAAGUCUCACCGCGCUCUGCUGUGCUAGGCCAGUCAGCAGUACCUCUCGUCACAUCUCAGAAUAUUCCCUCUCAGCAACUACAACAGUCCUCAGUGCCCCAAGUACAGCAGUCCACAGCCAUCCAACAGGCUCAACAGCAUGUACCAGCUCAGCAGGCACAGCAACCAAGUUGUGUGCAAACUAUCCCAACCCAGUCGUUGCAGCAGCCUGCUCCCAUUCAGCAAGUACCGCAGCCUAUUCAGCAGCCCAUUAUGAAUCAAGGACAACCAACUAUUCCUGCUCAGCAAGCACAACCAACUAUUCCUACUCAACAAUUACAACAAACUAUUCCUUCUCAACAAAUACAGCAACUUAUCUCAACUCAACAAGGUCAGCCUAUCCCUGUUCAGCAAGCACAACAAACCAUUGGCACCCAACAACCUAACAACACCCAGCAGUUGCAACAGUCUAUUCCUACCCAGCAGACCAUCACACCACAAGUGCAUACAGCCAAUUCAAGCCAACAAGUACCACAGCCCAUUCCAUCUCAGCAGAUGUCAUUUCCUACACCUUCACAUCAGCCUGUCAUAGGAAUACCACAAGAAAUUCACAAGGACAAUAUGGGACAGCACUUGCCAACCAACAUAGUGCAAAAUUCUACAGUUCAGGACACACAAAAGAUAGGAGCUUUGCCACCAACUUACAAUGCCCCUAGUGGACAUAUGGGCUACAAUAUGCAUCCUCACCAUCCAGGAGCACCACAGAUGCAGCAGAUGCAACAGUUAUUUGGCAUUAUGCAGCAUAUGAUGCAUAUGACACCAUACAGUUUUCAUCAACCUAGCUACUAUGCACAUAUGACCCCAUACAUGCAAGCAAUGAUGCAGAUGUCACAUAUGAUGCACCAAAUGCAACAACAGCAUGGUCAACACUCCCUUCCCGUCCACAUGCCUUUCCCUUACUCCCAUUAUUCAGGGUGGGGUUAUCCUCCAUCAUACUCUCUCCCACCCCAGUCUUCCUCUCAUCCACAAGAAAAUGCUUCAACCUCAGUUUCUCCUCCAAGAUCCCCAACAUCUUCAAGAAGAAAUAUUGUUCAAGAUAUUGCAAGUCAAUCUCCAUAUGCCUCCAUCGAAAAUCUUAACUUAAUUGGUAGAAAUAAAUCUGACAUCAACAGCCUUGAACAGGCUUUAGCAAAAACGAUGAGUAGACAAACUGCUGGGCAUUCUGUUCAGCAUACUCUUUCUACAGUUAAUAGUGGAACAAAUAUUCAUGAGAAUUCUGUUGAGACAAAAGUUGCUGAUUCUUAUACUGAACCUGCAGAUAGUAAAAUGAAAGAAGAAAAAAGCUUUGCUGAAAAAGCUGUUGUUUCUGAAACUCCACCUGUUCAACCCACUGAAACAAGGUCAGAACCAGAUUUAUCAGCCCCCAAAACAAAGGCCAUUUCUCGUUUCAAAGUAGAAGUUGUUAAAGAAGAUCCUUUACUGACAGAAAAAGAUGACGGCCAACCAGACAAUUUUCAAGAUGACAUAAAAAGUGAAAGUGAAGAAAAGAAAGUUGAAAAAAGAGGAAGGUUUCAGGUCACAAAAAUUAUGCCUCAGCCAGCUGCAUCUGCUUCUUCAGAAGGAACUUCCAAUGAUGCCACUCCCUCUGCAUCUAUUAAUACUAACCCACUUUCCACUGAACAAACUAGUAACAAGCAUGAGUCCACAAUUAAUUCUCAUUUUGCUACUAAUUCACGUACUGAUGGUGAAGGUGCUACUGAUGAUGCUAGACAAAAUAGUAUGUUUGACAGGAGAUCAACAAUUGCUGAACCAAAACCUAAUCCUGAAAAAAUUAAGAAUGAAUUUGCAAAUUUAGAUUUAGAUGCUGAUUAUCAAGCCCUCCUGAACAAACACAUAGAAGAAAAAAGACAGUACCUUCAAACUAAAGGUUAUGACCAAGAAGUUAUUGAUUUUGAAGUUCUUAAAAUCCGCCAGCCUCAUCCAUUAUUAACCAAUGCUGUUGGCUCACCAGCAUUCCUAGGUGUAUCUCCUCCAUUUACCAAUCAAGCAUCAACAUCGCCUGUUGCGUUAUUCCAUUUGGGGGAUCAAAACUUUGAUGGAUGUUCUGAAAAUGAUUCAUCUUCCAGUAAGCCUCUUCAAAUUGAUGGCAAUAUUGAAGCCAUGCGAGCAAAAACAAACCGUUUUGAAGAUGUUAUGAAGACAUACUUAGACUUUACCAUGCAGUCUACUUCUACACAGCCCAAAGCAGAUUUUAAAAAAUCUAUGAAUGAAAAUAGGCAGGAUAUGGAAGCAAAAUGGGAAAAUCAGUAUGAUAGUGUUGAUUCAAGCUGUAUGACAAACACAGAUUAUUCAGACACAACACAAGAUUUGUCUGGACCAAAUAGCAGAAAGUCUAGCUUUGAUAUGUCAGGGUCAAACAUGAUACCAGAAAUGAUGAGAAACUACUCACAAUUUCAAGGGGGCUUGGGUCAGUCAUUACAACAAAGUCAUCAGAUCCAGCAUCAACAAACUACUCAACCCUCUCAAGAGCAAGCAUUUCAUACAUUCUAUCCUAGUCAAUAUCCUGGCUUUAAUCCCUUUAGCUUCCAAACAUUCCCUAUGUCUGCUGCACAGCAGCAUGUUGCACAACAAACUGCAUAUCAAGCAAAUUCAGCUUUUAGUCAUUAUAUUGGUAAUAGUGGUACUUACAGUGCACCACAAGGAUUUCAGCCUCAACCCUCCAUGACAGAUUCGCGCCAAGCUGCUAAUUCAUUGUGGACAACUGCUCCAAGUGCUACUUCCAUACCAAGUUCUGUAAAUCCAUUAGUUGGUAAUCAGAAUGUAUCUAAUACUAAUGGUCAGUCUAGUGGCAUCCCUGGAUCUGCUAAUGCUAAUGGUGUAGCUCCUACACAGCAUUCUGGCCCUAUGGGCUAGAAAUGGUGAAUUUCACCACUGGUCUUUCAUUAUUAGAACAUUCAUCUUGCCUUUGGCUUCAGUUUUUCUCUUUAUGUUGAUAUAUUUAUUUUCAAGAAGUAAACUUCUUUCAGUGUUUUUUGGGUUAUAACUGAAAUGUCUUUCGAGAUUGCAAUGCUUGGGAAAAUGGAUUGAAUGAAUGACUGUACAUUUUAUGAAUCUAUCGGAGUCAAGCUGAUACAUCGAAAUCGGCUGUGAAGGAUGGUGUUCUAACCAUUAAUAGCUGCUUUCCGCAUGUUCAAACAGUAUUAAGGCAGUUAUUAACCAAUCAGCCUUUCAUAAAAUAUUUAUAUAUUACACAGAGGUCUUGAGAUUUAUAUAACAAAUUUGGAACAAUCACCUAGCAUUUGUACAUGAUCAAACAUAAUUUAUUAGCAUCUAUUGAUCAGUGCACUGUAAGGAAUAGUGCAGAAGUGUACAAUAUAGUUAUAAAUAUUUGUUUUUAAUCAGUUUUUCUUUUUAUAUUUAAACAAACCAUUUGUAAAGUUUUUCCAAAAUAAUUCUGUGUACCUUGUAUUUUUAAAGUGUUCUUAAGCAGUAAUGGAAUAGGGCUGAAAUAUUUAAUUGAAUUACAUUAGAAAUUACUGAUUAAUACCCAUUCAUUCAUGAAAGCAGGUUUGAAAUAUCAAAACUCUAUCAAAUCCAGACAUUUUUUUUAAAAUAUGAGAAAUUCUGUGUGCUUAAGUUUAGUCAGUUACAUUAAAAAAGGAAAAAUAAGUAUAGAACAUAGAAAAUCUUUUGGUUAUAUAUAUUUUAUUGUCAGGUCACUACAUUAAAUUUUUAUAUAGUAAAACAAGCAUAUUUCUUUCAGUUUAAAUUGUAAGUAUGAUUUGUUGAAGCAUUAUGGCAAUAUCCUAAUCAAUUAAGUAUUUUUUUUUCAAAUCCACCGCUGACCAUAGAUGACCAAAUGUACUUACUGAGAAGUAAUUGUAUGUUCAUGUUAAGUUUUCCCAUAAUCUUACUGUCAUAACCAUUAAAUUACUACCAAAGAACAUAAUGUAGGACUGUUUUCUCCCCCAAAUUUAUGUGUUUAAUCAUUAGAAACUAUUUUGUCCUAACUGAACAGAUGAAACAAUUUUCCCAAUCAUUCCAGACAAGUUACAUUUAUUGUAAGUGUUCACACAGCAAUUUUCUUAAGCAUUUUAACACCAAAAAUAGUUUGAAUACUGAAUGUGCAAAGAUUUUAUGGGGGUGGGAGAGUAAGAAAUGUGAUAAUGCAAACAAAUUCACUUGCUUAGAUUUAUUUUCAAUACUCAACUCAUGGUAAUGUGUUCAUUGAAUGUGUGUAAUUUGUUAUAUUAUGGCAUAAUUUAUAAUGGAUUUAUUUUAUUGAGAGAUUUUUUUGUUUAGUUUGACAGUCAUGAAAAAUUUUACUAACAGGACGAACAUUAAAACUUGUUUGGGAGACUAUUUAAGUGAGUUACCUAUUUUUUUUUUAUGUAUUGUUUAAUUUAGUGUUGUUUAUUUUAUACAGAAAUAUUUCAUAAUCAGUGUAGAUUUUUUUUAACAGCAGCGCUAGCUGUUAAUCAUAAUCAUACGUAGAUAAUGACAUCUCUUCAGUCACUUAGUUUUGUAAAUGUGUCAUAUUUGCUUACAGAGAAAGAGGACCAAUUUAAAAAGUGUACAAUAUUGUAUGAAAUUGAAUAUUUACUUACUGUUCAUUUUCCAACCAGCUUUUAUCCACUUCCUGUUCAGUAUAGCUUUGUUCUUGUAUUGGACAUUGAUGCUCACAAUUAUGAAUUAAUUUUCAAAUAGUAUUGUGUAACAUGGCAUGGGUGGAUUAAAUUAAGUAUUAAAAAGUUAUCUUACUUUCAGUUACUUUGUAAAGGGGAUGCCUAGUACUUUAUCAAUACGUGGAGUAUAAAAUAUGUUUAUUUAAAUUAAUUAGACCUUUUCAAAGAUAUUUAGACCAAAAAACCUAUCUGCUUUUUCCUGAUAAUAGCAACAUCUAAUUAUGGCCAUGCAAAAGUAUCAGCUACUUGUCUUAAAAGUUAGCUUAGGUUGAAAUGUCAAUGACAUUUAUGCAUAUCUUGUCAUAAAUGUGCCUUCACCUACUUAUUUCACUGUUGAUUGAAUUUUAAAUACUUUCAAACAUUAAAAGUACAAUCAUGGUAUGACUAGGUAAAUAAACGGACCUUAAAUUUCUUGGUUCAGAGUUCCUUCUGCAAGAAUAUGAAAUAUAGUUUGACAAUAAUAAACACCCUCCCUUCCCCCCUCCCAUUUACUGCAUUUAAUCAUUAUAUUCAUCAUUAGUUUAGUGCUGAGCUAAAUUUUUAUCACGAGAAAAAACACUGAAUGUGUGUGUGAAGUAAGUUGUACAUAUAACUAAAUAGUUACUUCAGUACCCAAAAAAAUGUAAUUUUGCCUAUCAUGACAGUAACAAAACCCAUUUCACACAUCAGCCCUCUUUGUUUUGUCUAGAACUAAAAUUCUUUUUAAUUACGAGAAAAUAUUAUAGUUUUGUGGCAAGUGAUGUCUUACGAUGAACAAAGUGUAUGUUUACAAUUUGAAGAUGAGCAGAGGGUUCAUAGUUAUUUUAUGAUGUGAGUAAAUAUCAAUUAACUAAAAAUGUUUGAAUUCAUAAAGUAAAUAAAAGAAAAUGUUCUCAAUAGAUUAAGCUUUGCUCAACUGAUUCAAUGUAUUUUGAUUUAACCAUGAUGUUGGGAAUUCAAUGCAAUGCACAAUAAAGUAUGCUAUUAAAAUUU